AUGUCAGGUACGAAGCGGCCGAGUCCAUCGUCCUCCGCGGUCUCACAGUUUCCUGCAGUCCAGAAAUUCGACUCCUGGGCCAGCAAACAUGUCGAUUCCUUCCCACUGCAACCUUUGAAAGACGCCGUCAUCGGUGUCGAUGCCUCCUACUACCUUGACCUUCGGUUGAACGGGAACAACGAAGAACCUCUGAAGCAUGCCCUUGGUGGCUUACCAUUCUGCUACAAGAAGGCUAUAGAAGAAGACAUAAACGUCCUGCGGCAACAUGGCAUCACCCUGGUAUUUAUCUUCAACGGCCUUGACUAUGUGAACAAAAGCCUUCCUGCCUCGCAGUCCGCCGAUAGCAAAAGAGUGCAAGACGAAGCAUGGCACCACUAUCUGAGCGGGGACAGCAAGCGCACAGUCACGGAUUUUGGAAAGGCCAAAUACCCUGUCGAUGUCAUGACCAGGUCUCUCCAGAAGUUGUUGACGGAAAACAAUGUGCAAUACAUGGUGGCUCCAUACAGUGCUACUGCACAGUUGGCCUAUCUCCUCAACCUGGAGGACCAGUUCAUCGACGCCGUCAUGGGCACUACAGAAUGCUUCCUCUUUGGUGUGGACAGAGUGGUGACCGAUUUCAAUCUUCAGAGACUAUCCUUGAACUUGGUCAGCAGAGCAGUAUGCGAAGAUAUCCUCAAAGUCAGCAGUGACACGCUCCGAGAUGCUCAACUCUUGCUUGGUACAUCCUUUACACCGACAUUUCCGGUUCUGGAAGGAAUGGCGACAUCCAAGUCGACAGGAGUAGUCGAUGCGAUCUCGUUGCUCAAUGGUGCUGGUAGAUCUGUCAUUCAGCUAUGCAAUUACCACAGAGACCAUCCGCAGGUUCAAGCCCUUAAGUAUGCCGACCGGUACAAAAAGGCCAUCAUGACCAUCAAGCACCAUGUAAUCAUGGAGAAGAAUGGCGUCGUUGCACCGUUGAACUUUGAUGAAGCACCGGGCGAUGUCCACGAAUUCGUCGGCCAGAGACUUCCAGAAGAGUUGUUCUUCUACAUUUCUAGGGGCUUGGUGGCACCUCGGAUUCCAAACUGGCUGACAUCUGGCGAUAUCGUGCUAUCCCUCCCUGGGGGAGUCUUGGAUUCGGAGCCGUACCGCAAAUUGGUGAUCGAAUUACUCAAUCCUUUCCGUACCGAGGCCUUGAAGAUUCUUGCCGAGUCUUUGCACUAUUACUAUCAAUCCAGAAUAAUCAAGGUGGAUCCAUGGAUUCCGCAAGAUACGAGCAGUUUGACAAUCGAAAUCAGAAACACUCCCUCCUGGAAAGGGAAGUUGACGCAAUGGAGGGUUCGUGGAUCUGACGUCGAAUCCGUCAGUGGAGCUCCAGGGAACAUUGGCCCUCUGCUGCCUUUCUUGCGAUCCCUCCAAGACGCCGCCUUUUCAGCAAAGACGAUCACAAAGGGCAAAUUAGAGUAUCCAGUCCUCAGAACGCCCGAUGAAAUCUACCUGAAUACUAUCUUCCGAUUCCUACACGUCCGUGGGUAUAUCGACGACAAACAUUCCCUCACCACAUGGGGCAAGGCUUUAGAAUCAGCGCUGGCAGUCUUCGAUGACGAGAUUACGAUCGUGGGCGUGGAAAUGCUAAGACUGGGACUGUUCACCGGCAAUUUCGCAACGGGGACGCCGGUCGCACGAACUGACAAAGAUUAUGAUCGCAAGGUCUACACGAACCUCAUCUCCAAAACCGCUUGCCUGGGUAGAAUCCGGCACAAGCCGAUGGGAUUCGUGGGUCCUCUUGAUCGGCAGCUGUUGACGUUUGCAUGGAAGAUUACCGCGGUUCGCAGUUCCUUACGAGAUCUCUUGGAAACUGUCAUGACCAGCAUGUUCUUGAACGGAGAUGUCGACAGAGAUCGGGAUGAUUGGCCUACGCUUACGCAAAGGCAAAUACGUUCGGCUAACGUCAUCACCAUCAGGAUGCCUUUCGCCAGUGAUAACGGCUCUGGCUUGGGAAUUGCCGUCAAGACUUACUUGGACGCAGUCAACGAGGAGCCUGAGAUCACCGACGCCUUGAAAGCCAGUAUCAAGCAACAAGAAGGGAAAUAUAGCUGGUUCGGACAGCUCAAAGGUGGCAACCUGACAAAGAGCCUUGACCAGGCCUGGAAGAUCUGGGAUACCAUUUACGCCGCAAGUCAAGCGCCUGGCACAGAGGUCAAGGAGGCCAAGCUGUUCGCCGAAGCUAACGAGUGGCUCUCUGUCCGCCGUUGA
Molecule: messenger RNA, 2235 nt
Organism: Capronia coronata CBS 617.96
Lineage: Eukaryota; Fungi; Ascomycota; Eurotiomycetes; Chaetothyriales; Herpotrichiellaceae
Exons: 6
Coding region: 1-2235 (744 amino acids)
Biological process (GO): DNA double-strand break processing; mismatch repair; DNA recombination
Cellular component (GO): nucleus
Molecular function (GO): 5'-3' DNA exonuclease activity; 5'-flap endonuclease activity
Source: RefSeq, a predicted model, not a curated record